Vanrija pseudolonga is the source of this 843-nucleotide messenger RNA. RefSeq lists its product as uncharacterized. The transcript has a single exon. NCBI's taxonomy places the organism in Eukaryota, Fungi, Basidiomycota, Tremellomycetes, Trichosporonales, Trichosporonaceae. The record is from RefSeq and is a predicted model, not a curated record. Bases 1 to 843 code for a protein of 280 amino acids.
AUGUCGACCCAAGCCCAACUCAUCGAACAAGGCCUGACCCUCACCGAACCGCAGCGCGAAGCCCACGACGCGCACCACGGCCUCACAGCACAGCACUACCUCGCGCACCCUCCCCACGGCAUAACGCACGCCGAGAUGAUCCACUUCCUCACGGGCCACAUCCCUUCCGUGGCGACAUUCACCGAGGCGUGGGCGUACGCGCCGCUGCCCGCGGUCGCAAUGUACCUCACGCGUGGGUACUUGAGCGCCGACAGCAAGUUCCACCUCGAGGCCGCGGUGAACGCGUACAACCUCGCCGUGCGCAACUCUACCGGGCGGUCAAACUAUCUUGGGCCUGCGGAGCCGUCCUUCCUCGAUACCGAGGUGCGCAGGGAGUGCCUGCCGCUCCUCUUGCCUCAGCCGCGGCCUGGUGCACCCGCCCCGCGCUCGGCGGCCGUGCCGCGCUCGGAUGAGUGCAUCGUCGCGACCAUGUCAUGGGUGUUUGGCCGCCCGUGCACGCCCCACGACGUGGCGUACCUCCGCGCCAACUGUCCCCCGCUGUACGGGUACGUCGCGGUGCGCGCCCAGGCGCUCAUGUACCAUGCUCUUACGGACAGCCUGCGCCGCAGCGGCCGGCAGUGGCUCCACUGGGUGGUCGAUCUGCUCGGCAGCGUGGUGCACCAGGCCGGGGAGGAGAGCGCCGCGACGACGGUCGGGAGCAAGCGCCGCCGCCUCGAGGAGGCUCCGGCGCCACGCGGUGUCGGCGUUGCAGAAGACGCGCAGUUCGCUGUUCACCCGUUCGACUUUUAUGCCAUGCAGCGAUGCAUCACCGAGGCGGAAGUAACUCCUUCGUCGACUUCGUAG